AUUCAAGAUCAAGAUUUAAUUAAAUUUUACAAAAUAUUAAUUAUAUAUAAAAAUAAUAUUUUAUAUACUUAUCUCUCUUGUUUUUAUUGAUAUUAUAGAUUAUAAUUAUUAAAAGUAUUAUAUAAACAUUAUUUUUAACAUUAGCAUGUAUAAAGAGUAAUAGUGAAUUUAAUUUAAUAAGAGUCAAUAAUGUUCCUGAUAAAUAUACAAAGAAAUAUACAUCAUAGCUCUUUCUAUGAUUAGUGCAUUUUUUCAAAAGUAUUUUUAUCAUCUUCAAAUAUACAAAUUAUUAAAUCUAAUAAAAGUGACAUUAAAUUAUUUGUAAAUUUAAUAAAAUAAAAGAUUGUUAUGGGUACAUAUAUAAGAUUACAAUAACUUAUAGUAUUUCUUAAUUAAUAGAAAUACUAUCAAUGUAUAGUUGCAAGAAAAUUAAGACAUUAAAUAAUUUUAAAAUAAGUUGCUGAAAAAAGUAUUAUCUUCUUUUUAUAUAAUAUUAAUAUAACUUACACCUAUCUGACAAAAAAAAAGAAAUCUGUUAUUUCUUCCUAAUCUAAGGUUCUUUUUUUAUGGAUAAGAUGGCGCUGUAAUAUUUAACACACAAAAUUUAAUCACGAAAACAUAGAAAUACAACGACGCUAGCUUCACGAAACGAUUAUCAAUUAUUGUUUUGUAAUGAUCUAAUAAUAAAUAUAAUUAACGUUUAAUCCUUUUAAUUUUAGAUAAAACGAUUCAAUUUAAUACGUCCUCGAUCAAAUCUCAUAAAGCGUACAAAUUGUGCAAUACUCAUAAACAUAUACUUUAUAUUUUAAUAAUUCAAUUUCAUGUUAAUUAGAAGAUCAUAAAACGCAAAACAUUUUUCGUUAUUACACGUCUUAUUUAACACAAUUCUCGAAUAAAUAUUGAGAAUAAAUGGAAUAUCAAAAAUUAUUGGAUUCCGUCGAUAUUUUAGGUUACGCGGGAAUAUGCACAAGCACGGAAUUUUCUCAGCUUUUAAAAAAUUCCCUCUUGAUAUUGCAAAAAGAAAAUCACUUUCGUAAAUGUUAUUAUUGGGGGAAAAUAAAUGGCAUACAAAAAGAUUAUCACAUUGCUUUUGGAUAUAAAAAAGAUUGUAUGAACGGACAAAUAUAUUACUACAGUAUGGAUGGAUUAAAUUGGUUGUUAUUACCGAAGUCACCAAAGUAUGCAAAAUUUUUAACACCCCUGGCCAUUAACAAAUUCGAAGGAGAACCAUCAAUCGUUACAAACGUUUACGAUUCCAAUCCACCAUUUCCAUCAAACGAAGAUCCUAAACAAUAUUACAACGGACCUAUACCAAAGGAAUUAAAGGAAGAAGAUCGUUUGGCAACCAUUGUCGAAACGAUUACGGAAGAUGCAGUAAUUAUUCCUCGUGGUGGAUGGUUCAAAUGUUCAAGCGGAGACAUCAUAGAAAACAUAGCAUUCGAGGGAUUAGAUUUAACAGACGCGUCCAAUCUUAAAUCCUAUCUACAUGCACGUCCACCUCAACAAAAAUGGAAUACCAAUUUAUUAACAAGACCUGAUUACAAUUAUGCCACUGAUUUUCUUGAUACCAUUGAUCUGGAUGUUCCUCAUGGAUGCUGGAAUCUGCAACUUAUUUUGGAAGCACGUUUAAUUAUCCUACACAAUUUAUAUUGGCCUGGAAUGACAUUUUAUCACAAAUUGAAUACUCCUCAUUACGGUUUUUUAUACGUCGGAAAUGGUAAGAAGAAUAUGGAUUUACCUUUUAUGGUGUAACGCAAUAAUAAAUAAAUUGGUAGAAUAAAUCUCC
Vespa mandarinia (Asian giant hornet) is the source of this 1786-nucleotide messenger RNA. RefSeq names its product Radial spoke head protein 9 (gene Rsph9). Lineage: Eukaryota; Metazoa; Arthropoda; Insecta; Hymenoptera; Vespidae. The record is from RefSeq and is a predicted model, not a curated record. Gene Ontology annotation, cellular component: axoneme. Gene Ontology annotation, biological process: cilium movement involved in cell motility; motile cilium assembly; axoneme assembly.